Mesorhabditis spiculigera is the source of this 540-nucleotide messenger RNA. NCBI's taxonomy places the organism in Eukaryota, Metazoa, Nematoda, Chromadorea, Rhabditida, Rhabditidae. The record is from the annotation of a GenBank genome assembly.
AUGGCGCGAAUAUGUGCCGUGAUGGCUGCGACGAGUCUCUUCAUCAUUUGCACAGCCGCCCAUCCAUAUCUUGUAUUGCCAAGGAGCCCAUCGAAGCGAGCGUUCGACCGCAUCGACGAUUUCCACGAUUUCGGGCUGAAAAAGCGGGCGUUCGACCGGCUGGACGGCAGCUAUGAUUUUGGGAUGAAUCUCCGUAAACGUGCCUUCGACCGUCUCGACGGUGGAUACGAUUUUGGACUGGGAGUGAAAAAGAGGGCAUUCGACCGGUUGGACGAUGGAGAUUUCUUCGACCGAAGGAGACGCGCCUUUUACAGUAUCGACGAGCUUCGACCGAAGCGUGCCUUCGACCGUCUCGACGGGUUCGGCUUUGGACUCGACAAGCGAUCCGGAAAUCAGAAUGUCCCGUCGGUGGAUGUGGCGCUGUUGAGGGAGUUGGAAGACGCCAUCCGUUCGCUACAGCAGACGAGGGCCAAUGAAGCGGCAUUGAGAUCGAUUGCUCGAUCUAGCAAUCAACAGCUGGUCCUCCUCGAGCCCGAAGCC